GAGACAGGAGGAAGAUGGCGGCGGGGGCGAGGUGAGGUGUUGGCAGUAGAAAGGGGGCCGGGCGCGGGAGGCGAGGGAACGCGGAGAGAUGGCCCGCGCCGGCCGCAGGGGUAGGUAAGAAGUCGUCGCGCCGCGGGUGUGGGAGGGUAGGACACCUGGGCGCAACGGGAGUAUGACGGGGCUGUACGAGCUGGUGUGGCGGGUGCUGCACGCUCUGCUGUGCCUGCACCGCACGCUCACCUACUGGCUCCGCGUUCGGUUCGGCACCUGGAACUGGAUUUGGCGGCGCUGCUGUCGCGCCGCCUCCGCCGCGGUCCUAGCGCCACUCGGCUUCACGCUCCGCAAGCCCCCGGCUGUAGGCAGGAACCGCCGUCCUUACCGGCACCCGCGAGGGGGGCCGGGCGCGGCCGCUCCCCAUCCCCGGCUGCGCUGGCGCGCGGACGGCCGUUCCCUGCAGAAGCUACCUGUACACAUGGGCCUGGUGAUCACUGAGGAGGAGCAGGAGACCAGCUACUCGGACAUCGCAAGCCUCGUGGUGUGGUGUAUGGCCGUGGGCAUCUCCUACAUUAGCGUCUAUGACCACCAAGGUAUUUUCAAAAGAAACAAUUCCAGAUUGAUGGAUGAAAUUUUAAAACAACAGCAGGAACUUCUGGGCUUAGAUUGUUCCAAGUACUCGACAGAAUUUGCAAAUAGUAAUGACAAAGACGAUCAAGUUUUAAAUUGCCAGUCGGCAGUGAAGGUCCUGUCCCCAGAAGAUGGAAAAGCAGAUAUCGUGAGAGCUGCUCAGGAAUUUUGCCAGUUAGUAGCCCAGCAGCAAAAGAAAUCCACAGAUUUGGAUGUACAUAUGUUAGACAGUUUACUUAAUUCCAGUGGUUUCCCUGAUCCUGAUGUGGUAUUGAAGUUUGGUCCUGUGGAGAGCACAUUAGGCUAUCUUCCUUGGCACAUCAGAUUGACUGAGAUUAUCUCUUUGCCUUCCCACCUAAACAUCAGAUAUGAGGACUUUUUCUCUGCCCUUCGUCAAUAUGCAGCCUGUGAACAGCGUCUGGGAAAGUAGUGAUCCCUGGUUGCAUAAUUUGAUUUCAGACUUUUGGAGAAAAGGACCCAAGUGACUCUGAUGUUUACAAAGCACCCAUGAAACCCUAUACACACCUAGUUCAUAAUCCUCAUAAUUUAUCAACAAACACAAAAAAGUGUCUUACUUGAGAGUAAGAGUAUGUGUGAGUGAGUUGCGUGUGUGUGUACAUGAGCGUGUGUGUAUAGAAAUACAUUUAUAAAUGGGGAAAUAUUGGAGAAGGAAAUACGUGGACUUGUACCUUUGAGCAAAUAGCAGCAGUUUUAGGAGCUGAAAUUUCAGUUUUAAAGGCUUCAGUCCCAAUGACUUCCCUGUUUUGUAGGGAGAGGAAUUAGUCAUUUUUGGGGGGUGGGGAAUAAUUUUUUUUUUCAGUCUUUCAUAGUGACCAAACUUUAAUUUUUAAAAAUAAUAUAUCGACUUAUUAAAUGGAAGCAUUCUGAGUUUGAGGGAUUUCCAGAAGAAUGGAGUUCUGUGUUACUCACAUGUUAUUAAAAACUUGCUCACCAUUUGGAGCAGAGGGAAUAUCUAUUUUCAGAUAUCCGUCCAUUUUCAUCUCAUCAUUAUUGUCAAACAAUGUGACUUAACAGUGUUGAUCUGGUGUCUUUGUUCUGAGUUGUGAAGAUCAUUUGAAAAAGAACUCUUACAACACUGAAAUGCCAAAUUUUAAAAAUUUUAAUAUUGUAUUAGGCAGUCAAAAAAUGGUGAAAAAGUUGUAAUCUUAAAAGUAAAGGUGGAAAACUUCCAGAAAAAGAAAGAAAGUUUGAAUUUUCUUUUCCGUUUGGUGGGCAGUGUGCUAGAUAGUACCCAAAAUUGGUUUAAAAAUUAUUUCAAUGAACUAUAUUUAUUUAAAAUAAAUAUUUGAGGGAAGUUACCAAGGCAGCUCUUUUCCUCAAAAGUAAUCUACCUGUUCCUCUUUGGAAUAACAUAUUUUAGGCCAUGUUAGUACCUAGGAUUUUUACUCAGUAAAUCCUAAUGGUGACUUAGUGUAAAGGAUCUUUAAGUAAGAUUGAGGCCUGCAUAGGUAAUAAAACAUUACCAAAGUCUACAAAAGUAAAUUAAUUUCACGUGUUCUCUUUUAUGACAGAGAACAACACUGGUUCUGUUAUUUUUUUAAUGAAUAAGUGAUUUUUGAUAUGCCUUUAGUAUUUCUUCUCUCACUGCUGCUGAUCUUUGGACAGAAACCAUUCAUAUUUUAUGGACUGUUUUCGGAAAAAUCUUAUCAAAAAAUAUAUAAUAGUUAUCUAAAAUUGUACAUUUAGAAUGGAGUCCUGGAAGUCUGAAAAAUAGAGAAGACUGGAUUUGGAAAACAAGGUCUGGAAUUGCUUGUCAAAUUCUGAAGCUAUGAAGAAUAUUUCAACUUUGGAUUACAAAACCCCAUUUAUGAUUUUUAAAAUACACUUGAAAUAAAAUGAUUAAACUAAAUUUUGGUUUAGUGACAUUACUUUGCACUUACAGUCCUUUGUACAUUGUAAGAAUUUUUUUUUUUAAAUCUUAACUUAUUGCUAAAAGUUUUGUGUGAAACUACAGCAUAUCUUUAAACUUUUAACAGAAUUUUUUUUAUUUCUGUUGCCCUGUACUGUGAUUCAUGUUCUAUUGAGGCUUUUUUUGGCCUUGGUGUAAGACUGAAUGUAUGCCUUUUAUAAACAUGUAUCUUUUUUAAACAUUCUGGAAUAUGUAUGGCUUUAAUGAAUUAAAUUUAAUGGGCCCAAUUGAAGUGAAGAGAUUUAAUAUUUGUUAAAAUUAAGUUAGUCAAAUGAAUAACCCACUAGGAUGUAGCCAAAGUUGCUAAAGGUUUAAUAGUUGUGUCUUUGUACUUUAUUUUCUCUUUCCAUUUUAUAGCAAUGUAGUGUUACACAUCAGGUUAUAAACCUAAACUUGUGACCUGAGUCCGUUAUAGUCCGAGGAAGAGACCCUUAAAACAAGUUGCUAAGGAUUCUCAAUUCAGAUAUAGGCAUUCCAAAUCCUUUUCCUCAUGAAUUCAACUGUUCAUAUGAUUUCCACAACUUGAAUGGCAUUGGUCAUUCUAUAAUUCCUGCCAAAAUUAUCACUAGUUAGCAUUAUCAGGGCUCUCUUGGCACUCCUAAGAACAGAUUAUUUUCAAGAAAAAUGUUGUUUGUCUUUAUGUGUAUGGAAAGAUAUUAUCUUUAAAUUGUUUCUUCUUGACACUCCCACAAUGGAAAAAUUAUCAAAUUAAACCUACAUUAUAGAUGGCAGCUGGGAGCAUAGCAAAAGUCAGAGGAUUUGAAUUCCAUUCCCAAUUCUAGUUGUGUUUCUUAAAAGUGAUUACUAUUAAAGUUUGAAAGCUGGGUUUGAGGUGAAUUAGUAAAUUCUGGUAUAUCGUGAUUAAGGCUUAGUAAUGCCUGUCGUAAGAGAUGCAGGUGUUAUAUUGUUAAUGAACAGUGCCAAAUACACUGUGCAUACCUACAAAUUAAUCUUUGAAUGUAUGUUACUUGAUAGCUCCCUCCUCCUCCUGUGCGAUGGUAGAGUCAAAUCCUUGUGAUGUUUUGUAUGGCUGUAGACUUUGGCAACAUGUAAAUAAUAUGUAAAACAAGUUUUUAUGAUUAAGGAAUCAAAUUUAUUGAUUUUUUUGAAAGUUGAAACCUAACAUGUAUGAACAAAAAUAAUAAAAGAAUAUACUCUUUUCAUGGACUAUAGUAUUAUGUGAAUGCUACAUUUAUUCUGAACAUGUAGGACUUGCAGAAAUGUAAUGAGAAACUCAUGACUAGAUAGCAAUACUAUUUUUUUAAAUGAUUGUUCUUGUUCGAAAUAUAUUCUCAUUUUUUACCAGGUUAAACAUUUGGAAUCUUACAUUACUUGCUUUUUGCUAGGUGACAGCAAGAUAAAAUUUCACCAUUGCAAGAAUUGUCAAAAUUCCACAAUAAUUAAAAUCUGAAUUGAUUUUUACUGAAUAUGGAAUGCCAAAUUAAAAACGUAUAUGUGUACUCUUUUAAAAAGAAAUUUGACAGUUUUUGUCGAACCAGGAAAUAGAAUGUUAAGAGCUAUGGUUUGUCUUAUGUUGCAUAGAGUAUUCACUUCCUAACUCGAGGAUCUAACUGUAAGAUAGUUGGCUUUUUACACAUGAUUUUCAUCUGAAAAAUUUUACAAAGGUCACAUUUUAACUUUGGUCAAUAGGAAAUGCCUUCAACAAAAAUUAGUGUAAGAAAAGUUCAGGAUACUUUGAAAUAAAACCCAGGAAGCAAGAUUAAUUGGCAAUAAAUUAUAAAAUUGGUGGGAAAAGGGAGUGGAAAGAGAAUUUGCUUAAGGUUUAAAAAACCACAUUUAUUGCAGAAAAAGAAUUCAGAAAUGUAAAGGAAACAAAAAUAACUACCAUCACUCAUUGAUUAUGUUUUUGGUGAUCCUAGAAUUCUUUUGUAUUUAUAUAUUUUAAAAAAUGGAUCUUACUGUAACAGGUUUAAUAAAGAGAUUCUUUUUAAACUACA
Pteropus alecto (black flying fox) is the source of this 4512-nucleotide messenger RNA. RefSeq names its product NUS1, dehydrodolichyl diphosphate synthase subunit (gene NUS1). Lineage: Eukaryota; Metazoa; Chordata; Mammalia; Chiroptera; Pteropodidae. The coding region runs from base 173 to 1054 and encodes 293 amino acids. Gene Ontology annotation, cellular component: dehydrodolichyl diphosphate synthase complex; endoplasmic reticulum membrane. The record is from RefSeq and is a predicted model, not a curated record. The transcript has 5 exons. Gene Ontology annotation, molecular function: ditrans,polycis-polyprenyl diphosphate synthase [(2E,6E)-farnesyl diphosphate specific] activity.